AGUGCCCCUCCUGUGACCUCGGAUUGGUUUGAGGAGCCUUCAAAUGAAAUUGUAAUGAUUCUCACAGACGAUGUAGUGGUUAUUUCUAAUGAAUAAAGGUUUGUUUAUUUUGAAGAAAAAAAAAGAUUCUCCUUAAGCAACAGGUGCCUCGGGCCUGACAGGGAGGGAGGCUCUGGCCUCAAAAUAGCAAACUGGAACUGACGGCGAGAGAGAGUGCGAGAUGUGCGCAGCAGGGAGUGGGCACCCGCCGAUUGCAUGCACCACGAACGCCGAGACAAGGGGAAGGAGGAGAAAAACAACCGGCGGCCGGCAACCAGGCUUGGACGACCGACCGAGCGAGUAGUUAGCUAGCCUAGGCAUAGCACUGGCACCCCGGCCGGCCGGCAGCCAUACAUGGCCGCCACCGUGGCCGCGCGGUGGUGGGAGGACGCGGCGAUCUCGGUGGGGAUGGUUGCCGUGCAGCUUGCCGGCGCGGCGUACAUGGUGGUGCUGACGCCGAUCCUGGCGCUGGGCCUGGACCCGCUCUUCCUGGUGACGUUCGGCAGCCUCUCCACGGGGAUCCUCACCCUCCCUUUCGCCCUCAACCUCGACAGGAACAAAUGGCCGUCGGAGCUGAGUAAUAGGUUGAUCCUUGAGUUGGUGGUGCUGUCUCUGGGAGGGGUGACUGUGUUCCAAGCCCUCAUGCUGGAUGGCAUGAAGAGGACAUCCCCCGCCAUCGCCUCCGCGAUGCUGAACCUGGCCCCGGGAUUCAUCUUCGUUGUCGCGGGCUGCCUCCGGUUUGAGAGGGUUGAUCUCAAGUGCCGGUACACAAGAGCCAAGAUAGUGGGGACCCUUCUGUGCCUGGGGGGAGCCAUCACCAUGAGCAUCCUGCAGAGCCCUGCCACUCCACCGGGCCGAAGAUCGCCAGACCUGGCAGCCUGGGUCGUCGGCUGCCUGUGCCUCCUGGGUGCGGUGCUCGUGCUGUCGGGCACAAUAAUCCUGCAGGCAGCAACCCUGAUCCGUUUCCCGGCCCCUUUUACCCUCUGCGCCAUGACCUCACUCAUCGGCGCCUUGCUGACAGGGAUGUUCCAGGUGUUUACCACAGGGAGGCUCGGCCCUGGGACGGCCCAGAUCAGCACCGGAAUAAUCCUCUCCCUUGUGUUUGUGGGUAGUCUGGUGAGCUCCGUGUCCAUCAUGUACCAGACGUGGGUGCUAGAGAAGAAGGGGCCUGUGCUCGUCUCACUGUUUAGCCCCACGCAGACCGUGGGUUCCGCAAUCUUCUCCGCCCUCUUCUUGGGACGGGUGGUGCAACCAGCAAGCAUACUAGGGAUGCUAUUUCUUUUCUCCGGCCUUUAUGCAGUUCUGUGGGCAAAGAAGAAAGAAGGCCAUGUUCUUCCUCCUGCAGACAAGGUCGUGGCAGACGAUAUAGAGAAACCACUCUUGCUUCCACGCUAGCUUUUGUUUUAAUAUCUAGACAGGCAGGGUUCAUAUAGCAAAAAUCAAAGAUUGUAUACUUCUCUUUGUUAGAUUUUUGUAAACAAGUACUGUACUAUGCUAUGUUCAUACUGACAAGAUGCUUAGAUCAGUAGCAUCAGAUUGUAGAGCACUGAUAGAGGUAAGAUGAAAUGAAGAAUACCAAGCACAUGCAAGUUGUCUUGCGCCUAGCUCCAGUAAU
Molecule: messenger RNA, 1654 nt
Organism: Triticum aestivum (bread wheat)
Lineage: Eukaryota; Viridiplantae; Streptophyta; Magnoliopsida; Poales; Poaceae
Product: WAT1-related protein At5g47470
Exons: 7
Coding region: 394-1434 (346 amino acids)
Cellular component (GO): membrane
Molecular function (GO): transmembrane transporter activity
Source: RefSeq, a predicted model, not a curated record